CGUGGAGCUUCUGAGUCGCAGGGUUGUCGGUGAGGCGCUCGUCUGUUGCUUUGGAGGCAAAAGCGAGAAGGGAGGACUGGAGAGCAGAGCAGAGAGGAACUGCGAGACAGAAAGGAGGCGGUCAACCUCCUUUCCCGUUCAUAUGGCCAUACAGAGAGGGGUGUUGAUGGCCUCCAAGCCAGGGCUGUUCAUGUGAGAAGCAAAAUCCUAGAGGAGGAAGUGAAGAGUUUUUACACACAAAGCAUGGCCGCCUCGGCCAAGGAUGACGGAGCCUACGAAAGUGUGGCGCCCAUUAAAGAAGAGGACUGUGAGUGGGGCGGCAUGAAGCCAGAGGACUGUGAAAGAAGAAUUUCGGCUUUUAAAGAGGAGGAGUGCCCGGGGGAGAUUGUGGAGGUUAAAGUCGAGGAUUCCAAGGAUUUCUGGCAAAGACGAGAAACUGGGAAUAAUCUGAAGCAAGACGUCGGUGGAGAACCGCUUUGCGGUUUACCACCUUGGUCUACUACCCAGCAGACUCCUGUGAAACUGAAAUGUGAGUUUAAAGGCGAAUUUAGUGAAGGAAGCAGGAGAGAAAUUGAAGAUGAAGAGCAGCGGUCAUCAAGGAAUGGCGGAAUAAAUUUACAGGAGAAUGGCAGCUUGUCCCCAUCCUCAUUUGCUCAGACCCUGUGCCAGCAUCGAUUGCAACAGAAACGGGACAAAAAGAAGAUGUCAACCAGAGGACCAGAGAGGUGGACCUUAUCUUCCUUCCAGUGUAAUUCUUCUUCUUCUUCAGCACAGACAGAACCCUUCACUACUGAUCAGCAAAAAGCAUGUUCACCGGAGGAAGAGGCUUUCUACGCUGGCCAAGAGUACAAAACAACAGUCAAAAGCAAAUCUGACUGCAAAGAUGACUGCAAUUUGAUUCAGCCACUUCCAAAGUGCUACGCCUGUUCUGAAUGUGGCAAGCAAUUUUCACACAGCAACAGUUUUCAAAGACACAAAAGAAUCCACACUGGAGAAAAACCCCAUUGCUGUCCAGAAUGUGGCAAAGGAUUCUCACAGAUUAGCAGUCUCCAGAGCCACACAAGAAUCCACACUGGUGAAAAACCUUAUUGCUGCUCACAAUGUGACAAGCAGUUUUCAGUCAGUAGCAGCCUGCAGAGACAUGCAAGAAUCCACAGUGCAGAAAAGUCUUAUAGCUGCCCGGAGUGUGGCAAACAAUUCUCUGAGAAUAGCGCUCUUCAACAGCACAUACGAAAUUCAUGUAGGAGAGAAGCCAUAUGGCUGUUCUGAAUGUGGCAAAAGAUUCUCCCAUAACAGCAGUCUUCAGAAACACACAACGGUUCAUACUGGACACAAACCUCACUGCUGUUUUGAAUGUGGCAAAAGAUUUUCCUAUAACAGCAGUCUUCAGAAACAUGCUAAAAUUCACACUGGUGAAAAACCUCAUUGCUGCUCUGAAUGUGGGAAAAGAUUCCUACUAAUUUUCCAACUUCAACGGCACAGCAGAAUUCACACCGGAGAGAAACCUUACUGUUGUCCUGAAUGUGGUAAACGAUUCUCACACAGCAGUGGCCUUCAUAGUCAUAAAAGAAUUCACACGGGCGAGAAGCCUCAUUGUUGUUCUGAAUGUGGCAAGCGUUUCUCAGACAACCGGUGUCUCGAUAGACACAUGAGCAUUCACACUGGCGAAAAACCCCAUUGCUGUUCUGAGUGUGGCAAACGAUUCUCACAAAAAAGCAGUCUUCAGAUCCACACAAGAAUCCACACUGGAGAAAAACCAUAUGGCUGUUCUGACUGUGGCAAGCGAUUCUCCGAUGGUAGCAGUCUUCAGAAGCACACACGAAUUCAUACAGGAGAGAAGCCCUAUUCCUGUUCAGUGUGUGGCAAACGAUUUUCACAAAUAAGCAGUGUUCAGAGACACUCGGAAAUUCACACCGGGGAGAAACAACAUUGUUGUUCCGAAUGUAGGAAAAGAUUCUUAUAAAUAUGCCAACUUCACACCUUAUUGCUGUCUACAAUGGAAGUAAUGAGUCUUCAACAGUCACAGUCUUCAGAAACACACGCAAAUGUGUUUUGGGAGAAAUCCGUCUGAAAGGGGUAUUUUGGUUGUUGUUUUCAUGGUCACGUCAGACUUUUAUUAACUUGUGCACCAUGAAACGUUCUGGUGCUGUUUUAUAAUAAUAAUUUACCCUGAACCAACUUCCAUCAUCUGCUACCAUGGCCUUGGUCAUAAAACCAUGAGUGAGGGACCACCUCACAUUUGGAAGUUCUGGAUUACUGUUCUGUAAAUUACCGAGUCAAAAGGACAACCAUUGGGCUAACAGAAAUUCAAUUACAGUGUUACCUCGAAUGGCUUUGUUAUCCAUCCAUCUAUUAUCCAACCCGCUAUAUCCUAAUCCAGGGUCACGGGGGUAUGUUGGAGCCAAUCCUAGCCAACAAAGGGCGCAAGAUAGGAAACAAACCCGGGGCAGGGCGCCAGCCCACCACAUGCUUUGUUAUUUGUUGGAUAAUAUAACUGGGUGAGUGGCUGCCACCGAAGGACCUCUGACUCGGCAGAGUAUGGGAGGACUUUUCAGGAUAACAUCAGGUCCUCCAUUCCUGAUCUGGCAUUGAAAUAGACUUUGGUUACACAUCAAGACGAUAAACUGAAACACACCAACAAACAGUGAAAUGAAAGAAAGUUGGAUUGGAGGAUUGGCCAAAACAAACCCUGUUGAGAAACCUAAGUGACUAAUCUCAUGCUUGCAAAUCCCAAAAAUGUUAUUAAGUUGAAGGAGUUCUGCAGGACGAGUGAGUUACAAUCUCUCCAUAGUUUUGUGAGAGACAAGAAACUGGGGCAUUUACUUUUUCACAUUUGGUAAAACAUAACUUCCUUUAAUAAAUUAAUGAAAUGUUGGUUAGCAGCUUGUGUUUAUGUGUGCACAUCAGCUCCUUUUAUUUAGGGUUUCGCUGUACAUCUGAAAACAUGAAUUAGGAAAAAUAUUGAAUAUUACUAAAAAUCGGAUGGAGAACGCACUGUCUCACUGCCCUCUAUAGAUCUGUGUAUGGAUGUACUCUCAUAGGAACCACCAUCCAUCCAGUAUUACUAUAAGGGAAUACAUGAAGAGGGUGAGUUUAUAUCAUUGUCCUGAAUGUGGUAAGUGAUUCUCACAGAUAAGAGGGGAAAAAAAUUGGAGCCCCUCAAGAAUUUACCACUGCAAAGAAACCUCACUGCUCUUCUGAAUGUGUCAGAAGGUAUCCCUGAGAAACAAAAAACUCGGAUUUUGUGGGCGUAACUGGGGGAGCCCGUGGGGGGAGGGGGAUCAGUCAUUAUGUCCAAGAGGGCAAUUCAUUUUUCACAUUUAAUAAAACUGAACCUUCUUUAAUAAAUUAAUGAAAUAGGGGUUAAGAAUAUGUGUUAAAAAUGUAUUAUCAUUAUCAUCAAUGUCAGGGUAUGGUUGCAUAUCUGAAAACAUGAAUUAGGAAAAAUGACGGUACUUUUCUUAUAUCGUGAUGCAAAGCGGUAGGGCUGCCACCCCGGUUACUUUAAAUUAUUAGGCUGGCCUACACCAACCACAAAAAUUAACCUUAAAGUUAUCGGAGAUGGAGCAUAGUCACCGGUAGGUCCCUAAUGUUAAUGUCCCCUUUGGGUGCCUAAUCUUAAAAACGAUAAUGCGAUUUACAUCACCAUAAUAGAAAAGUACCAAAAUUUCUAGCGGUAUUAAAAAUCAUGUGUGGGAAACACUUUCUCACUGCCCUCUAUAAAUCUGUGUAUGGAUGUGCUGUAAUAGAAGGAAACAUCCACCUUAUUUUUUUAAGAGUAUACAAAAAGAGGGUGAGUUUAUAUCAUUGUCCUGAAUGUGGUAAACGAUUCUCGGCAUUAUAAGAGAAAAAAAAAAA
This is a messenger RNA of Polypterus senegalus (gray bichir), 3858 nucleotides long. RefSeq names its product gastrula zinc finger protein XlCGF49.1-like. Lineage: Eukaryota; Metazoa; Chordata; Cladistia; Polypteriformes; Polypteridae. The transcript is spliced from 3 exons. Bases 1142 to 1963 code for a protein of 273 amino acids. Gene Ontology annotation, cellular component: transcription regulator complex; PcG protein complex. Gene Ontology annotation, molecular function: RNA polymerase II cis-regulatory region sequence-specific DNA binding; DNA-binding transcription factor activity, RNA polymerase II-specific. Gene Ontology annotation, biological process: regulation of transcription by RNA polymerase II. The record is from RefSeq and is a predicted model, not a curated record.